Messenger RNA from Salvia miltiorrhiza (redroot sage), 2671 nucleotides. Its product is annotated as ankyrin repeat-containing protein At5g02620-like. The transcript is spliced from 4 exons. Lineage: Eukaryota; Viridiplantae; Streptophyta; Magnoliopsida; Lamiales; Lamiaceae. Gene Ontology annotation, molecular function: protein phosphatase regulator activity; protein phosphatase 1 binding. The coding region runs from base 619 to 2352 and encodes 577 amino acids. Gene Ontology annotation, cellular component: plasma membrane. The record is from RefSeq and is a predicted model, not a curated record.
CACAGUUAAACAAUUAAGACGCAAACAAAAUACUAGUAAUAAAGCACCAAAUAAAAGUUGCUUUGUUAUCCACCAAAAGAAAAUACAUUGCUGAUUGCUCUUCAAAGUUAGGAUUUUUCUAAUAAAAUUAUUCUCUACCACAUGUGAUUGUGUUUCAGGUUAAUCUUCAAGACAGAAGAAUCCAGAGGGAUUUUCCUUUGGCUUCAGCUGAAAGUGAUAUCUGAAACCAAACCUCGCUUCAAAUUUGUUGCCUUUUCGAAUAGAUUAUCUUAUUACAAAUUGUGGGUUCUUGAGAUUUUAUGGAAGUAUGGAUUCUUUUGAAGGCUCAUAUGAAGCUUGAGAUUGAAGCUCUUACCUUUUCGUAACUGAGGUACUUCUAGUUUUUCUUGGAUUUUAUAAAGUUCAGUCUAUCAGAAAUUUGGGGGGUUUUGCGGCAAUUUAUGUUUAAUCCAGAAACCCUUGGAAGAUUGUGGUUCCUUGAUCUGCCUUAGAGAUUCAGAAGUGUCUAUUUGAUGCUAGAGUGAAAAUUCAUAGAAUAUUGGCCAAAAAUUGUUUAGUUGCUGAGUUUUUUAGGAAGUGAAAGGGUUUCAGAAAAUUGAAUAAAGGAGUUUGUGAAUAAUGGAGAAACAGACUAGUUUUCGGAAUCCCAUAAUGGAAAAACAGCAGAGUUUUCGAAAUGGGGCAAUGGAGAAGCAGAAGAGCUUUAGGGGGUUGAUGGAGAAGCAGAAGAGCUUCAGGAUAGCAAUGGAGAGGCAGAUGAGUUUUGGUGGAGACCGGAAAAAGAGCAAGGAUUCUCCGGGGAAACGAGGAGACACCCCCCUUCAUCUUGCUGCUCGGCCAGGGAAUUUGGGGAAGGUGAAGGAGAUUAUUCAAAAGAUGGAGAAUAUCAACAAUGGUGUGAGAGAUUUGCUGUCGAAGCAGAACCAAGAAGGCGAGACGCCUCUGUAUGUUGCUGCGGAGAAUGGGCAUGUCUUGGUUGUGGGGGAGUUCAUGAAGUAUUCGGAUGCUGAGACCGCUGCAAUUCCUGCCAAUAAUGGCUAUGAUCCAUUCCAUGUGGCUGCCAAGCAGGGCCAUCUUGAGGUCCUGAAGGAGCUGCUCCGUUUCUUCCCCAGCCUCGUGAUGACGACAGAUAUCACCAAUUCUACUGCCUUGCAUACAGCAGCUGCUCAGGGGCACACCGACGUAGUAAAUCUGCUUUUGGAAACUGAUUCAAACCUAGCUAAGAUUGCUCGAAACAAUGGCAAGAGUGUGCUUCAUACUGCGGCAAGAAUGGGGCACUUGGAAGUGGUUAAGGCUCUUUUAGAUAAAGAUCCAAGCAUCGGCUUUAAAACCGACAGAAAAGGUCAGACGGCGUUACACAUGGCCAUCAAAGGGCAGAAUGUGGAGAUUGUAAGAGAGCUCAUAAAACCCGACCCAUCUCUAUUAUCCGUUGAAGAUAACAAGGGAAAUACUGCACUUCACAUUGCAACAAGAAAGGGCCGAAAUCAGAUGGUGCAAUGUUUACUAUCCGCGGAGGGGAUCGACGUGAACUCCACUAAUAGUGCUGGAGAGACGCCUCUAGAUAUUGCAGAGAAGUUUGGAACUCCGGAACUAGUCGCCUUGUUGAAGGAAGCGGGAGCCGUUCAUUCCAAAGAUCACGGGAAACCCCCGAGUUCAGCAAAGCAACUGAAACAGACGGUUAGUGAUAUCAAGCACGACGUCCAGUCCCAACUUCAACAGACCCGUCAGACGGGGUUCAGGGUACGGAAGAUUGCAAAGAAAGUGAAGAAGCUUCACAUCGAGGGUCUCAACAACGCCAUCAAUUCUGCCACUGUCGUCGCUGUUCUCAUCGCUACUGUCGCUUUCGCUGCUAUAUUCACCGUCCCCGGUCAGUACGUAGAGGAUCCAGAGAAAGGGUUUUCGUUAGGUGAAGCUCACAUCGCGAACAAAGCGGCUUUCAUAAUAUUCUUUCUGUUCGACAGCGUGGCCUUGUUCAUCUCCCUGGCCGUGGUGGUGGUACAGACAUCCGUGGUCGUGAUAGAGCAGAAGGCAAAGAAGCAACUCAUGUUUGUCAUAAACAAGCUCAUGUGGCUGGCUUGCCUCUUCAUCUCCAUUGCGUUUAUCUCACUCACCUAUAUAGUGGUCGGUGCUCACGAGCAAUGGCUUGCUGUGUGCGCUACUGUCAUUGGUGGCACGAUCAUGAUGACGACGAUUGGCUCCAUGUGCUACUGUGUGGUUCGACAUAGACUGGAAGACUCGAGGAUGAGAAACAGCAUGAAAAGAGCUAGUACGCUUUCCCGUUCCUUCUCCCUGUCUAUGGCGUCCGACACGGAGAUAUACAGCGAAAGAUAUAAGCGUAUGUACGCCGUCUAAGUUCACAUUCUUUUGUAUUCACGCAACACUGGCUACUCAAACGUGCUCUCUAUAAGUAGUACAAGCUGCCUAACCACCUGAUGUUGGGCUCAGCUCAGGCAGUAUGUAUAUCUUCGUUGCCCUCUACAUCGUAGCAGCACUGCCGCCGUUACUUCCACGCCGUCUGUAUAUGCAUUGUGGUAGAGUAUAUUGACUAGUUCUAAUUAGGAGCUAUCAGCCUACCAUGAGAUGUUGCUAGGUAUAUUUUUGUAAUUGAUGUUGCUGCCUAUAUUUGAUACAGCAUAUUAUUAUCAGAAAUAAGAAGGCCUGAUUUUUGAAA